Aspergillus niger is the source of this 780-nucleotide messenger RNA. RefSeq lists its product as uncharacterized. Gene Ontology annotation, biological process: endoplasmic reticulum to Golgi vesicle-mediated transport. NCBI's taxonomy places the organism in Eukaryota, Fungi, Ascomycota, Eurotiomycetes, Eurotiales, Aspergillaceae. The coding region runs from base 1 to 780 and encodes 259 amino acids. The transcript is spliced from 2 exons. Gene Ontology annotation, cellular component: TRAPPI protein complex; TRAPPIII protein complex; TRAPPII protein complex. The record is from RefSeq and is a predicted model, not a curated record.
AUGGCGCAACCCGCCCGCCACGCCGCGAUGCUAUCCAUUAGCAACAGCGGCCCAAACCUCCCCGUGGCAGCAUCAGCCGACAGACAGCAACCAGCACAGCACAUCCACACGCAAUCCCAAUCAAGCCAGGGCCUGCGCGUGCCGUCAAACCGCAAAACCAUCUAUGACCGACACCUGAACCGCAGCCGCAAUGCGGAGCUCAGCCGGGCUAGCUUCGCCUUUCUGUUCGCGGAGAUGGUGACUUAUGCUCAGAGACGAGUAACAGGGAUUCAAGAUUUAGAACGACGAUUGAACGAACAAGGCUACCCCCUAGGUCUCCGACUCCUCGACCUCCUCUUCUACCGCACCAUGUCCAGUUCCACUUCCUCCGCUCUAUCCAGUUCCUCCUCGACUUCUUCCUCGCCUCCGAAUCGACCCCUCCGUAUCCUUCCCCUCCUUCAUCUCAUCCACGGUCCCCUCUGGCGCCUUCUCUUUAAUCGUCCUGCCGAUGCCCUCGAGCACUCUGUCUCUCCCGAGACGCCUAAUGAAUAUAUGAUUACGGAUAAUGAUCCCCUCGUUAAUACAUAUAUCAGUGUGCCGAAGGAAAUGAGCAUGCUUAAUUGCGCGGCUUUCGUCGCGGGUAUUAUUGAGGGCGUUUGCGAUGGGUGUGGCUUCGAGGCUAAGGUCACCGCUCAUAAUCAGCCCACGGAGAUGUGGCCUGGGAGGACGAUAUUCUUGUUGCGCUUUGGGGAGAGCGUUAUGGAGAGGGAGAAGGUUUUGGAGAGGGCUGGCGUUAAAUAA